CAGCAAGUGACCCUUUUUUCUCCUCCCACAAUAAUGGUGGCUUACUCCCUAGACUCAAAUUUUAGCCCUAAAAGCCACUUCUCAUCCCCUUCUUCCUCCUCCACUAUUCCUUCUAAGUCUCAUUUUUUGCUUUCUUCCUCCUCCCCUGUGCUGCCUUCCUUCUCAACUUUGAUGGUGCUCCAUGGUGGCUAUCUUAACCCUUGGGCUUGUGGUCUCUUACAAGCAAUCACCACAUAUUAAAAACUUUACAACUCAAAUUUCUUUGAUCGAUCACUAGGGAGAGGCUUGACAUUGAAGCAUAGUAGAUUCGCCAAUCAGCUUUUCGUGCAGAUUUUUGACAGGUUUUAAGGUUUUUAUCAUGGGUAUUCUGCCAUUUCAUUAGUAUUUAAUGAAAGAUUUAAAGUCUUUUAACAGAUGCAACAACUAAUCACCUUAAUUUAAACUUUACUUAAAUAUAGAACAGGGACUAAAUUGUUUUUAUGGUAAAUGUCAGGGAGUUGGCUAUAAUUUACCCAUGUAAAAACACGCAAAAGGUUUGCAUUUUACUUUUAGCAGAUGUCCUAAUCUUGGAGAACUUUCGGCUUUGGUUGUUUUAUCUCAACACUCCUAAGACUGCCCCUAAAAUUUACGUCGAUUUACAUUCAUACCAAAGUGUUGCUCUUCUCUGCGCAAAACCCCUGGAGGGUAAUCAUGUAACUGGGUGCGAAAUGGGCUUGCUAUCUCAAAACCGUCACCAUAUUUCAGCUUCACGGUGCAACGGAUUCUACUAUCUUAUCUGCUUUUUAGCUGUUGAAGGUUGAGAAUUUUUGGGUCUUUUGAGUUUCUUCCUUGUUUUCUUUUCUCGAUACAUGAAUUUGUUUUUUCUUGUGAGGAAUUUUAUCAUUUCCAAGGGGCUUUUAUGCUCAAUUCUGCGAGGAAACUAGCAAAACUUAAGUACAUAAUGCCUUUCUUGAUUUUUAGUAAGCUGCUUGAUGGUUUUUUUAGUUCAAUUUGGACAGUGUUAUUGUUUUGAGAAGCCAAAAAGGAUGGGCUUCUGUAUAUGUUAUUCUUAAUGAGCAAUUCAAUAGUGUUGUGCCAGAAUUUAGUCGUUAUUGAUCAGAACCCACAUAGGAAUUCUUUAUCUUCUCAUGCUUCAUCCAAUUGUUUGCUCAAAUUCAAUAGAGCUAGGAGGGGAUUUUGUGAGAUAGUACCAAAUGCAAGAAAGAAUAACAAACGCCACUCAAAGAAAAGAAGUUGGUGGCAGAGGUUCUUUUUUGAUGAUGAUGGCAAUUGGCUUGGUUUAAAAGAUGACGAUAUGCUCGAGGAUGAGAUGUUAGAAAGUUCAAGUGAUGAAGAGUUGUCGGAGGAGCAGAAGUUUGAGGCAUGGAAGAGGAGAGCUGAGGCCAUUGUGGAGUUGAGGGAAGCACAAGAAGACAUGUUGAAUGAGGAGAGCAGAAGGUGGGAGGAUUGGAUUGUGGACGACACGAAUAAUAAUUUGAAUGGUUCUUGGUGGAGUCAAGAGUUUAAUGGCAAUGGAGCGGCAGAGGAUGUGCGGUCUGAUCCCAGUGACCUGGUUCCAGUGAAAGGGUUUGUUGAGUCGGUUAGAGAUUUGGUCCUUGGUAGGGAAGAAGACGAUUUGCUUUAUGAAGACCGUGUCUUCAGAUAUGCCUCCUUAAAUUCGGUCUCAAUUAUAAAAAAAAAUGAAGGAAGAAAGAAACUCCAGUUAGUGCUGUUGCAUGAUGGGCCAGAUAAUGCUAAAUUUCUGGCAAUAUUAAUAUUUAUUCCUUGGGCUUUGGACUUUGCUGUUCAUGACUAUGUUCUCAUGCCCUUUCUUGACAGGUAUGUGAAGACUGUUCCACUUGCAGCACAGAUGCUUGAUGUGAGAAGAAAUCAAAAACUUGAAAUGGUUAAGGAACUAAAAACGGAGAGUGCAAGAUUGCGGCUUGAAGUAGAGAUUGGCAAAUCUCCACCUCUUUCUGAUGAUGAGAUGUGGUGGGAGUUACGGCACAAAGCGUUGGAGCUACGGGAUGAGUGGAGAUUAGAAAAUCGUAGAGCAUUUGCCAACAUAUGGUCAGAUAUGGUAUUCGGGAUCUCGUUGUUCAUUCUUUUAUGGUUCAAUCAGAGUAAAGUAGCUUUGCUGAAAUUUACUGGAUAUAAGAUACUUAAUAAUGUUUCAGACACCGGGAAGGCAUUUCUUAUUAUACUUAUUACAGACAUUUUUUUAGGGUAUCAUUCUGAAUCUGGUUGGCAAACCUUGAUGGAGAUAAUUGUUGAACACUAUGGGCUUGAAGUUGAUCAAUCUGCUAUUACUAUUUUUAUCUGCCUGGUUCCAGUUGUUAUUGAUGCAUGCGUCAAGCUUUGGCUAUUUAAAUUCCUUCCAAGAUUAUCUCCCAGGGUGUCGAACAUCUUCCGCGAAAUGGAGCGUCACUAGUGAGAUUUUUUUUCCCUUCUUUUUUUUCUAUUUGUUGUUCAUCAUCAAAAUAAAUACCAGUUAGAUGGUUAUUAUUGCUAAUGAAAAUCAUCAUCAUCAUCAUUAUUAUUGCCACUAC
Messenger RNA from Manihot esculenta (cassava), 2528 nucleotides. RefSeq names its product chloroplast envelope membrane protein. The coding region runs from base 1040 to 2410 and encodes 456 amino acids. The transcript is spliced from 8 exons. NCBI's taxonomy places the organism in Eukaryota, Viridiplantae, Streptophyta, Magnoliopsida, Malpighiales, Euphorbiaceae. The record is from RefSeq and is a predicted model, not a curated record. Gene Ontology annotation, cellular component: membrane.